AUGGUCAGUCCUUUCUUUCUUCUUUGUUCAGAGAGGGAAGAGAGAGGAGGAGGAGAAGGAAGAGUGUGUUGUGUUGUGUUGUCUCUCUCUGAUACAUUUUCUUUUUUCCCAUCCAUUCAAUUUCAUUGAAACUAGCCGGACCCAUGUUUAUAUGAAGGAUGGAUUAUUUAACACAUUUCCUAGGGCUUAAAAAGAUGAUUUCUUGAUGUGGGGUUUCAUGGGGUGAACUCAAGGUAUCAUGGGUAGCUUCAGUGAUGAUGAAGGGGAAUGUCGAUUUUUCGAUGCCCCGGAUAGUAUUUCCCAGGGCUCUGAUUUGGGUUCUAACUUUACCCCAAUUCCUGAUUCUGGCUCCGGGGUUGUCAAUGGUGUUAGCUAUGAUGAGUGGAUUAAAACCCCCAGAAGUGUUGUUGAGCGGCGUAAGCAAUUCCGUUGUUGGAUGGGUUUAAGUUUAGAUGGAAUGUCUGGAGAAGAUCCAGUAGAUAUAGGUGGAAGCUCCAAUUUAUCUACUGGGGAAAUUGAAAGAAUUAUGGAGAGUAGUGGAGCCGUAUUACGAACCUCAAUUCAUAAGGACGAGUUUUCUUCUUACCGGUCUUCUAGGUCUGGUUUGUGUGGGGGCGAAGGUUUGGAUUCACCUAAACAGUUGGGUUCAUAUCGGAAUUUUUCAUUUAGAAGUGGCAAUGUUGAUAGUGGAAUUGGGUGCAAUGUACAUGUUCAGGCAGAGAACGGCCAGCAGAGCAAUAACAGGCCUGUAAGAUUGGAACGCCUGCUAAUGUCUCAUGAACCCGAGAACUCUUCAUGUAUGUCCCCCGUUAUUGGUGAACCUGGACAGGGAGAAUUGGAUAAAAAUGGAGACACACCGAAGAAACUAAAUGGAGUUAAGAGUCGGUUAUUAAGCAGGCUACGGUCAUUUACGUGCAUAGCAAAUGCCGAAGGGAGAUGUCUUGAAUUGAAGGAUAACAGUUCCAACCCUGUUCAGAGGUCUAGAGUUCAGAGGGUUAAAGUUCACCAUUGUAAGAAGCGGUUGAAGGAACUCUCUGCUCUUUUCAUGGGGCAGGAUAUCCAGGCUCAUGAGGGUUCAAUUUUAACUAUGAAAUUCAGUUUUGAUGGACAGUACCUCGCUAGUGCUGGUGAAGAUAAGAUUGUGCGGGUGUGGCAAGUGGUUGAAGAUGAGAGAUCCAAUGAAUUUGAUAUCCCAGAGUUGGAUCCUUCAUGUAUGUAUUUCACGGUGAAUCAUCUUUCUCAAUUGGCUCCUCUGGUGAUAGAUAAAGAGAAAAGUAGUAGUAUGUUGAAGGGCCUUAAGAAAACAAGAGACUCUGCUUGUGUAGUUUUCCCUCCAAAGGUCUUUCGAAUUCUGGAAAAACCGCUGCAUGUGUUCCAAGGGCAUACUGGGGAGAUAUUGGAUCUCUCGUGGUCAAAAAAUAAUUGUUUGCUCUCAUCAUCAACUGACAAAACUGUUCGUCUGUGGCAAGUUGGAAAUGAUCUGUGCCUCAGAGUUUUUUCACAUAGUAAUUAUGUGACUUGCAUACAGUUUAACCCAGUGAACGAUGAAUACUUCAUCAGUGGAUCAAUAGAUGGGAAAAUUCGAAUUUGGGCUGUUAACAGCUGUCAAGUAUUGGAUUGGACGGACAUCAGAGACAUAGUGACUGCUGUUUCCUAUCGUCCUGAUGGAAAGGGUGGGAUUAUUGGCUCAAUGGCAGGCAGUUGCCGUUUUUUUAGUUUGGAAGGUCAUGAGAUACAAUUAGACAAGCAGAUGUGCUUGGCCAAUAAAAAGAAGUCGAUUUGCAAAAGGAUUACUGGCUUUCAGUUUUUUCCACAAGACCCAUCAAAAGUUAUGGUUACUUGUGCUGACUCUCACGUCAGAAUCCUAGAUGGUAUCAAUGUGAUCGGCAAGUACAAAGGUCCGCGAACUGCAGGAAACCAUCUCUCUGCCUCUUUCACCUUGGAUGGGAAGCAUAUUGUCUCAGCGUCUGAAGAUUCUAAUGUCUAUGUAUGGAACUGUGAUGUUCCCAAAGAUUAUGUGUCUCAACCUAAAGUGGUGAGGUCAUCUGAGUUCUUCUCCAGUGAUUCCACCAUUGCAAUACCCUGGUCCGGCUUGAAAACUGUAAAUCCAGAUAAUGGACGGCAUUGUGGAGGAGGACUAAGUCAAACUUCAAACAACAUAUUACCCUUCAUUUCCUCUCCUUAUCUUUCUUUGGGCAGUGAGUUGUUCCUUGAGGCAAUUCCAAAAGGAUCAGCAACCUGGCCUGAAGAGAAGCUUCCCGUAUCAAGUCCCCGGUCAACGUCUUCUGGGAUGUGCAAAUCUGAAUACAAAUUUCUGAAAAGUUCUUGCCAGAGUUCAUCCAAUUCUCAUUCCUGGGGUUUAGUUAUUGUUACUGCUGGCUACGAUGGGCGAAUACGAUCAUUUCAUAAUUAUGGGUUGCCUUUGCCACUUUGAGUAGUAGGUACUACAGGGUUAAUUUAUGUU
Molecule: messenger RNA, 2464 nt
Organism: Solanum verrucosum
Lineage: Eukaryota; Viridiplantae; Streptophyta; Magnoliopsida; Solanales; Solanaceae
Product: WD repeat-containing protein YMR102C
Exons: 8
Coding region: 239-2434 (731 amino acids)
Molecular function (GO): protein binding
Source: RefSeq, a predicted model, not a curated record